Molecule: messenger RNA, 1720 nt
Organism: Arvicola amphibius (Eurasian water vole)
Lineage: Eukaryota; Metazoa; Chordata; Mammalia; Rodentia; Cricetidae
Product: CMRF35-like molecule 8
Cellular component (GO): plasma membrane
Molecular function (GO): transmembrane signaling receptor activity
Source: RefSeq, a predicted model, not a curated record
ACCCUGGGCAAGCAGGGUCGAGUAGACCCGAGAGCUACAGAUCUCACCCUGGCAGUCAUGGGAUCUGCGCCGCACCCGGGCUUCCUCCACUGGCCUCGGAGCCCCCAGAUUUUUUCAUUUUCUCAGUAGCUCAAGGAACAGAACUAAGAGAAGUCAGAAACAAAACAGCUAGACACAACAAAAAGCAGAAGUGGGCGCUCAGAGACUGACCGUCCCCGACGGGUCUGAAACCGUGGCGGGUCCAGCCUGGCUUGUGUGUGGGAGAAAUGCCCCUACUGGCCUCAGCUGUGUGGCUGCCCAAACUGCUGUUGCUGCCGCUUUUCUGGCUUCCAGGCUGUGUCCCUCUUCAUGACCCCAGCACUGUGACAGGCACUGUGGGGGAAUCCCUGAGUGUGCGGUGUCAGUAUAAGGAGACAUACAAGAGCAAUGCCAAAUACUGGUGCAGAGACUCACUGAUAUUGUGUAACGAUAUUGUCAAGACCAGACCCCCAAAUGAAGCUAGGAAUGGCCGAGUGUCCAUCAGGGACCAUCCAGCCAACCUCACCUUCACAGUGACCUUGGAGAACCUCGCCCUGGAGGAUGCAGGCACCUACAAGUGUGGAGUGGAUGUACCGUUUAUGACUGAUGACUACUUCAAGGUUGUGGUGUCUGUGGUUCCAAGUCAGCUCCCAGCAUCAACACAAGGGACACUUCCGGUGCCUACCAGCCUGGCCACUAGCCUAAUCACCAGUCUGACCACUGAGGGUCCCACCCGAGGAUCCGUGAAGGAACACCAUGAGCAUCCUGGGCCCUCGGGCUUGAGCCUCCCGGUGCUGCUGUCCGUGUUAGCUCUUCUGCUGUUCCUGUUGGUGGGGACCUCUCUGCUGGCCUGGAGGAUGUUCCAGAAGCGUCAGGUCAAAGCUGAUAAGCAUCCAGAAGUAUCCCAGAACCUCCGGCAGGCUGCUGAGCCGAGCGAGUCCCAGUAUGUGAAUCUACAGCUGCAUACGUUGUCCCUGAGGGAAGAGCCAGCACCACCAAGACAGGUAGAGGUGGAAUCCAGCACAGUGGGAUUCCCCCAGGAAGAGCUUCACUAUGCAUCCAUGGCAUUUGACUCAGAGAGGCAGGAUUCUCACACCAAUGGGAAUUCCCCACGGCCGCCUGAGAACACAGGAGCAGAGUACAGUGAGGUCCGGAAGCCAAGGGAAGGCCUCUCUGACCCUCACCUGUGAUUCCCUAUCACCUGAUCCUCUCAAUGGUGACCACCGCAUUCCUGAGCUGCCUGCAGGCUGUUGCCCCCAAUGUCAUGAGCCUAGCUGGCUUCACUCAAGAUGAGCAGGAACCAAGGCUCCGUGGGGACAGAGGCUUGUCCCCGCUGGCUCUCUCCUCUUAGCCUGCAUUUCGUUCUACCUUUGGGUGUGGAAGACGUAGUCGCUGCAUCUCUUGGGGCUUUGGGAAGUGACAUGGUUCAUAUAGAAGGGCACUGGUGUUAGCUUUGUAGUGUCCACCCAGCAGGAACGUCGAUGAUCUCUGGGGAAGGUGGAGAAACUGCGAAGAAACAUGAGAAUGCGAAGGAAGGGGAGUUGUGGAGGCAUGAAACACCAGCUCCCCCAUCUCACAGAGAACCAAAGCCAAGCUCUGAGGGAGGAGCCUGGCCCAUGACUCCAAGGUCAGGGGAAAGUUCCUCUGGACUCUUAGAUAAAAGAUGAAAUAAAGCUUAAAAUAUCUUCUUCAGGGAGAAGAA